Messenger RNA from Rubroshorea leprosula, 1042 nucleotides. The record is from the annotation of a GenBank genome assembly. Lineage: Eukaryota; Viridiplantae; Streptophyta; Magnoliopsida; Malvales; Dipterocarpaceae.
ACCCAGAACAACAUUUCUUCUCCCCGUUUUCUUACCCAUCUUCUUCCUAAGCAAACUGGAAAACCCCCACCAUCUAGUCACCUUUUCUACUUUCUCCCUAACUAUUUCAAAGUAGAAAAGUAACUUAGCCAACAGAAGGGCCAAAAUCGCCUUUCUCCUUUCUCUUUUAUGUGUCUCCUUCCUUUUCUCUGAUUUUUUUUUUUUGUUCUUUUUGGUGUUUCUGCAACUAAUUUGGUGGUGAAGAAUGAUGACUAGUUGGUAGUGUGAGUUGGUGAGAGAGCUAAUUGAAAAUUCCUUUUCAUUCCCCAUCUUCUUCUAAAUCAAGACCAUGUGACCAUCGCCGACGACCGCCCAGACCACCACAAAAAUCCUCAUCUUUUCCCUGAAAAUCCCUAAUUGUUGUUGCUUACCAUGAGACGACUACGGGGAGCUUAAGGAUCUAGAUACAUUUUCAAGUAAGCUACCCUUCCUCCCCUCCCCUUAUUUUCUUCAAUUUUUCCACCCAAAAUCCGUAAUUUGAGUGCUAUUUUUCCAUUCUUAAUUGGUUCUGUAGUGAACCCAUUGCCAUCGAGAUCUACAAAGCCACUGCCACUUAUAAUAAUGGGAUUUGUUUACAGAAGGUGGGAUGCUAGAGAAACUUUAAGCUCUAAGAUGGAAGACAAGGAAGAAGCCGGCAGUAACCAUGUAUUUCUUUCGUACCUGAUGAAGGGUUAUCUAUCUUGUAUUUUAUGUCUCAGGCUAGUAGCAGUUGCAACAAUGGUUUCUUGUGCUUUAGCUAGUUUGUUCCUAGGCUUUUAUCCUGUUUUGUUUGGACCAUUUCAUUUUAUGUUCUCUUAUGUUUUCUGUUUAACUUGGUUUGAAGAAUUGCUAUUUCAGUAUUUUGGCUUGUAAGAAUGGAUCUCAAUUUAUGUCACCAUUGUAAUGAUUGUUAUGGCACAGCGUAUUUGAGUAUAAUGGUUUUGCGGGUGGGGUAUUUACCAAGAAUCUUUGGUUUUUCUUUUUUCUUUUUUUUUUUCUUUUUGUAUAAAUGACUAAAAUGAUA